Molecule: messenger RNA, 1108 nt
Organism: Cercopithifilaria johnstoni
Lineage: Eukaryota; Metazoa; Nematoda; Chromadorea; Rhabditida; Onchocercidae
Source: the annotation of a GenBank genome assembly
GAAAAUACGAAUUUGUGCUUUGGGUAUUGAUGGUGCAGGAAAAUCAACUGCUAUAUGUGCAUUAGCUUCAGGUGAAAUGAAUGAUGUUUCACCUACAAAUGGUUUCUCUCUACAAAAAUUUAAAUUUGGAAAAGCUGAAAUUACUGUAUAUGAUUUGGGUGGUGGUGAACGGAUACGCUCAAUAUGGAAAAAUUAUUACCCUGAGGUAUUUGGUGUAAUUUAUGUUAUUGAUGGAAGUGAACGAGAACGUAUCGACGAGAGUGGCCAAUUGUUGAAGACUGUAAUUAGUGAUAAGGAUUUGAAUAAUAAGCCAAUUUUGGUGAUUUUAAAUAAGAAAGAUCGAGAAAGAUGUAUCGAUGAAAUUCAGCUUACCGACCGAUUCGAUCUUCAUAAUUUAGCAAAUCGAUAUCAGACACAUAUUCGAGUGGAAAUUUGUCAAGCAAAUAUGGGCAGUGGAAAAAUGAUCGAUGAAGCGCUUAAAGAUGGCUUCGAAUGGUUAUUAGAAGAAAUUUACCGCAAUUACGAUGAAUUACGAAAACGAACAGAUGAAGCAUUGGAAAAGUUUAAACGUCGACAAAAUGAGGAACGAAUAAGGCGAAAACAUCAUCUUGCUGCUACAAUUAGCAGUUCAACUACUUCCGAGGAGCAAAUGAGUGAUGUAGGUACAACGAUGCCAACAACGAUAUCAGCAGUAAAGUAUGAUAAGAAAGAACGAACAGAUCGAAAUGAAAUUAUCAAUCAUUCGACGUCUCAAAAAUCCAAUACCAAUCAAAUAAACAAUUUGAAAGUUGAAAAUGAAGGAAAUGAACGGAAAAGGCAUCUACGAAAUACAGUUGGUCCAACGAAUGAUUUAUCACCUUCAUCUGUUGACUCAGCAAAGAUGAAAUAUCCGCAUAUAUUUGAGGUGAAGACAUCACUGCCAUCACUGAAAGUUACGCAAAAAACAACGAGCACACAAACGAAUAGACUAUUCGAUAUGAAUGGAGACUUACAAUCGACAUCAAAACCUGGCCGUAUUACUCAACUUGUGCCACUAACAGUUGUACCAAAGGAACGACCAAAACGUCCCAUUCGAUCACUUCAUAGGAGGAGGACUGACUCAAUCUAA